Messenger RNA from Thermothielavioides terrestris NRRL 8126, 510 nucleotides. RefSeq lists its product as uncharacterized. The record is from RefSeq and is a predicted model, not a curated record. Bases 1 to 510 code for a protein of 169 amino acids. NCBI's taxonomy places the organism in Eukaryota, Fungi, Ascomycota, Sordariomycetes, Sordariales, Chaetomiaceae. The transcript has 2 exons.
AUGUCGCGCCUCUCGCAGUCGUUCGUUGCCUCCCUCGCACGGGGCCUCAACUCGGCUCAAGUCCCUUGCGUGUUGUGGGGCCACUGUCUGUUGGUUCUCCACGGUGUGCCAUCCAUCAUUGGCGUAACCGACCUUCCGGCAUAUUUUGCGCUUGCGUCGGAUGAGUCCGUGUUCCCGCCCUGGCGGCCAGGCCGAGGCCUUGGCGUUUAUCCGUCCGCUGCGGGGCCGGUCGUCGCUUUGAGGUCUCACAUUCUCCUGGAAGCGUACAUGCGUAUUUACGCACGGGACCAUGGGAAGCAAGUCGGUUCGAUCGGCAUCUCCAUGAUUGCGUACAUGCAAUUAUACGUCGACGAGGACGGGUUUUUGGAUGCAGACCUCCUCCCGGAGCCGCUCAGGACGUUCUACGGGGAACUGAAACAGUGGAAGAAGCCGCUGCGGCAGUGGACGCUGGAAUUCAGGGCUGCCCUUGGGGUGCCUGAGGAGGAGUCAGAGAGUGAUGACGGGUACUAG